Heterobilharzia americana is the source of this 950-nucleotide messenger RNA. NCBI's taxonomy places the organism in Eukaryota, Metazoa, Platyhelminthes, Trematoda, Strigeidida, Schistosomatidae. The record is from the annotation of a GenBank genome assembly.
GUACAAUCAGAUGUUAUCUAUUGUACGGUAUCUGGUUAUUGAAAGUGAGGAAUUGACGACACUGGACGAUUAAAAAUGAAUUGUAUUCUGGCUGUAAUUUCAUACUUUAUUCUAUUCCACACAAUCUAUGCAGAGGAAGAUGUGUACUUAGCAGCUGGUGGUAAUCCAAAUGAUCCAAGCUCAUCAACAAUCUGGAUUUUACAAGAAAGAACAAAUAAAAUAUUAUUGGACUGGAUUCCGUUUACUUCAGAUUCUAUUGAGAAUUUACAACUUCUACGAAAUGGAAACAGUUAUCGUGAUUUGGAUAAGGAUACAACUACAGUAGCUAUAAAUACAGUUGGAUCAUUUUGUCAGUCAGAUAAAUAUGAAAUUCAUGGCAAAUCAUUAACCCUGGGAUUUAUUCCAAGAACACGCGAAAGAAAAAGCUUAAUUUACAAACGAGUGCCCAGAGUUAUAAACCCAAGUUUAGUGGUAAAGAAUAACCACCAAUCAUCCACUGAAAUACAAUGGGAUCUUGAAGGAGAACCCUGUGAAAUGAAUUCUUAUAUACUAAUUUUUACACCGGAUUCAUAUGGAGCUUUUGAAAUGCAUAUUCAAUCUACUAACAACAAACAUUUUGUCAUCAAUAGAAAACUAAACAAUACAGAAGAAGUUAUAAUGACUGUGUUCCAGGGGAAUUCAUUUGCUCUUCCAAUUAUAGUUAGACAAAAUAUAACAGAUGGAGAUGCCAGGAGUACUUCAACUGUAGCAUAUACUAAAGUGAAGAAUACUCCAAGUAUUAAAGGAGUUGGAAUUCCUUGGAAGCCAUUGUUAAUUGGUGUUAUUUAUAUGAUUCUACUCACGUGUAUUGGCAUAGUAAUAUACUUUUGUAUAAAACAUUGAACAAUAAUAGAUAAGCAUUUAUAAAACUGUGAUUAUUGAUUUUUUUCUGUAAAAAUAAUGAAUGUAUA